UGCUGGCUGCUUGAACAUCGCCUCGCGGUCAUAAAAUCUGAAAAUUGUGUGGCUGAAAAUUUUCAAUAAAUUUCUGUAAAUCAAUAAUGAUUGUGAAGUGGACAAUUACCAAUACAGAACCUUUAUAUAAAUAAAAUUGGUGUGUUUUAUGUGACGCUUCGACAUUCCUACUGCCAACAAGGAUCUGCUGUGUUGUGAUUUGUAACAGGAAGGCGGAACCGACGAAAUGUUUCUUCUGGCUUUGAUUAACGUCGUGUUGUCGAUGAUUACGAUGUCAUCGGUACUAAUGCUACUUUUCUUCAUCAUCUUUCUGGCCUCCAUGGGCAAAUCGAUAGGCGUUAGACGGAAAUAUGUAGAAUUGCUGGUCAGGAUUUUCGAGUAUGGUCGUCAAAAUAUCGAAUCUAUCCGCAAGCAACAAUAUGACUAUUUGGACACGUCAGCGGAUGACAGCGGCUUGGCCACAAAUGUAGAUUCAAAUGUAACCGAUGAAGCAAAACCGAAAACAGAUAUCAAACAAAAUGGGAUCACUUCUAACGGAAAAAUUGCCAAUGGAGGAAACUCUGUGAUAAAUCGAGUGGAAUCAUUGAAAUUACUUCCUGACGUCGAGGGCGCUCGAAGUAAAAGUCGUGAACUGGAGAAUGAAAAGGAAAAUGUAUCGCUUGAAUUCAAUCUUUCCAAUUGCUUGGAUUACGUGAAAUCUGGAAUGGAAGCUAUCAUCGAAGAUGAAGUAACGAGCCGAUUCGAAGCAGAAGAACUAAAAAAUUGGAACCUCUUGACUCGUACCAAUAGACAUUAUGAGUUUAUUUCAUGGCGAUUAACCGUGAUCUGGGUGAUAGGAUUUUUCAUCCGCUAUGUCAUACUAAUGCCUUCGAGAGUUUUCAUUUGCUUUGUUGGGGUAUUAUGGUUGACAUUAUGCACAGCAGCUGUCGGUUGCCUGCCUGAAGGACUCACAAAACGAUGGAUGGUGAAAAUAGUAUUAAUACAGUGUUUCGGUGUACUUUCGAGUGCAUUAUCAUCCGUCGUAAAUUAUCAUAACAUUGAAAAUCGUCCAUUAAACGGUAUCUGCGUUGCAAAUCACACCAGUCCCAUCGAUGUUUUAAUGUUAAUGUGCGAUAACUGUUAUUCAUUGAUUGGCCAAAGACAUGGAGGGUUCCUAGGAGUGCUUCAACGAGCACUAGCUAGAGCGUCACCACACAUAUGGUUCGAACGAGCUGAAGCAAAAGACCGAAUGGCAGUUGCAAAACGAUUGAAGGAACACGUUUCGGAUCCAAACAAUCCUCCAAUUCUCAUUUUCCCUGAAGGUACCUGCAUUAACAACACAUCCGUGAUGCAGUUUAAAAAAGGAAGCUUUGAAGUCGGUGGUAUGAUCUACCCGGUUGCAAUAAAGUACGAUGCUCGCUUCGGUGAUGCGUUUUGGAACAGCUCGCGCUACUCAAUGAUGCAGUACCUAUACAUGAUGAUGACAUCGUGGGCGAUCGUGUGCGAUGUCUGGUAUUUGCCACCAAUGGUGCGUGGCGAGGGUGAGUCAGCAAUUGAUUUCGCUAACCGAGUGAAGAGUGUCAUUGCCAAGCAAGGCGGUCUGGUGGAUUUAGUGUGGGACGGUCAACUGAAACGAAUGAAACCAAAGAAAGAGUGGAGGGAGAAACAACAGGAGGAGUUCACCAAACGGUUAAAAGGAGAAUGAAAAAUACCCAUAAAAGAGACAUACAACAACACUGGUUGACUGGGUCCUUUUGUUGUAUGACUUUUUCUACCAAAUCAUGUGGAUCACUAGAAAUACUAAAGAGGUCGACUAAAUAUGAGCAUGGAACAACAUUACGGCACACUAGUCUGCAAAAGAAAGACAUGAUAGUUUACUACAUAUGUAUCCAUAACAGCCUAAAAAUUACCUAUGUACCAUAGAAGGUAGAUUUCAAACUAACUCUUCAGUUUCAAAGUGAACAAAAUGAUAUUUAUUAUUAUUUUUAUUAGAACAAUAUUUAAUUGUACAGCUGCCGCUAGGAAACCUUUAAUUCGAUAGCAUUUUCGAUUUAGAUGCAAAAGCACGAUGUCUAAACUAAUUUUCUGAGUAUGCACAUUUGACAUAAAAUAAAAGCAUGUUUAUUUUUGAGAAUUAAUAUAAUUUUAAGGUUCCAUUAGGUUAUCUCUGAAAAUACCGGUACCAGAUUAGAAAAGUAGUUCAUGUUUUUGUUCCUUUCAUAACGCAGGGCGUUUAGAGUAAACAUGAAGUGCAACAUGUUUAAUCAGACAAUUUACCUUAAAAUCUGUGUAGUUUUCAAUUGAAAAGAAAAAAAAACAUUAUAAAUAAGACUGAAAAUCUUACAUUUUUGCUAAGGGUUCUGGCAAACGGUGGAUAUUAUGGAACAUAAAUAUUAGAAUUAAGAUUGGUAGAAUUGUACAAGAAAUUCAUCUUUACAAACACAGAGGUAGGAUCACUAUACGAAGUAAACUGGUUGUUUAUGUUAAAACAGUUUUUUUAAUUAGUUACAAAAGACAAUCAUCGUAUUUUAUUGGACUUCAAAGACGCAAUUCUUUCUAUUGUUCGCACAACACAUAUCACACUAAUGAUUUAGUUCCAGUCUUCAAAUUAACUGUAUUUUGCCUCUCAUUCAUUCGAUGCAUUUAAUUGGUAUAAAUUGAUUACUGACGAUCGUGAGCCGUAAAACAUGCAAAUCAGACAAACGGAACUGUAAUAGACAAAGUUAUUUGUUGAAUUCGAUUUCAAUUUCAUAGUUUUUUACUACACUUGCUCAAAAGGCACCAUAGAAAGCAAAAACUGUAUCGUCGAGUAGCGCGAUUGAAAGACGGCGUGACCUUUACUCAGUUGAAAAGUCAUUUUGCUACAAGAGACGAAGGUAUACCUUAAGCGCAUUUUACGUACCAGUGCGUUUGAACAGGAAACUGCCUUGAAUUUCAUGGCGACACCACAAAGAGAUGAAAACAAUCCAAAAUAAAACAGCUACAAAAACAAGCGGAAACGAAUGAUCGAAAUCGACGGUGUUCGGUAUAGUACUCAUAGGAUCAUAUAACAUGAAGCUGUUUGACGGAAUUGAUGUUUUGACGUGCGAACUUGUUCAUGUAAUGUCGAUUUUAAUUAUAUUUUCAAAAUCGAAGGAUUUCGCAGAUGAUGUUUAGUGCCGCUAUUCGCAUAACCGUCACAUUUUCUAUGAAGUUUGCUAUAUAAAUGGGACUGUUAUGCGAAGAGCCGUAGUUUACCAACCGAGUAGAAACUGAUGAGGCAAACAGAAACAAAUGAUUACUGAAGCAAAAAGCUUUAUGUCAAAUGGUCUUAUCUUCAACGACAUUGGUCUAUUCAACAAUUCAAUUUCCCAGUGCUACUAAGAGCAGUAACCUAUUAGUUUUAAGAUAUUUGUAUUUUGAAAUUAAAUGUCGGGAAAAAUAAAA
Molecule: messenger RNA, 3405 nt
Organism: Sabethes cyaneus
Lineage: Eukaryota; Metazoa; Arthropoda; Insecta; Diptera; Culicidae
Gene: Gpat4
Product: glycerol-3-phosphate acyltransferase 3
Exons: 7
Coding region: 227-1684 (485 amino acids)
Biological process (GO): triglyceride biosynthetic process
Cellular component (GO): endoplasmic reticulum
Molecular function (GO): glycerol-3-phosphate O-acyltransferase activity
Source: RefSeq, a predicted model, not a curated record